UUCCUGUCUCUGAAUGUGUCAGAUAAAGAUGAGGGUGAUAAUGGAAAAAUGACACUGAGAGUGAUCAGUGGUGACGACGAGGAAGUGUUUGUCACAGAUUCAACUGGUACCUUAUGCCUUAACAAACCUCUGGACAGGGAGAGACAGUCCUACUACAAUCUGACUGUGGCAGCCAAUGACUGUGCCCAGCCUGCAUCUUUACAAUUCACAAGUACAGCGCGUGUUAUUGUGAUUACUGAAGAUGUCAACGACAAUGCUCCAAUGUUUGUGUCAGCCGAAAGUGUUAGUAUACCAGAAGACACUGCACUGCAUUCUGUUGUAAUAACUGCUCAUGCUGAGGAUGAAGACGCUGGAUCCAACGGGAGGGUUUUGUAUUAUUUAAACACCUCCGGUGGGAUAUUCAGCAUUGAUAACAGAAGUGGAAAGAUAUACCUGGAGGAGUUAUUAGACAGAGAAGAAGUAGAUACUCUGACUGUUACUAUAAUAGCUACUGAUGAAGGCUUACCCAUGCUGGCAACCACUAUGAAACUCACAGUGCAUGUUGAGGAUGUGAAUGAUCAUGACCCUGAGUUUUUACAAAGCAGUUAUAACCUGACAGUCAGAGAGGAUAUCCCCAGGGGAACAAGCCUGCUGCAGGUUCAGGCUCACGAUCAAGACAUUGGAUCCAAUGGACAAGUACGGUACAUGUUGGCCCACAUUGGUCCAUUUGUGGUGGACAUAAUUCGAGGAGUUCUCACAGUCAUGGAUGAACUAGAUAGAGAGAGGGACUCAAACUACACAUUGAUGAUAACUGCUGUAGAUCGGGGGAACAUACCCAGAUCUGCUAGUGCUGCAAUCCAUAUCACAGUGAUGGAUGUCAAUGACUUUGCACCCCAGUUUGUUCCAGAAACAUUGACCAUUCAUGUGAAGGAGAAUGAGGAGGAUCCAACUCAGCUAACAUAUCAGGUCUCAGCUUUGGAUGAAGAUUUAGGAAACAACAGUCAGCUUACCUAUUUUAUAGAGAAAGGAAAUGGAUAUAAUUUAUUUUCUAUCACUCCCAGUGGCACAUUUCAUAUUUUGCACACCUUAGACAGAGAGAAGGAGUCGCUAUAUAUAGUCACCAUCACUGCUGUUGAUUCAGGACUGCCAUCCCUAACAGGCACUUUGACUGUGCACAUCAUAGUUGAUGAUGUCAAUGAUAAUCACCCAGAGUUUACCGAGGAAGUCUACAACACCAUAGUGCCUGAGGACAGUCUUAUAGGCACUGUGUUUGCUGUGAUAAUCGCUUCUGAUGUCGACGAGGGUGUCAGUGGGGAAGUAAGCUAUUCUAUGGAAAACCUCAAUGUGCCUUUCGCCAUUGAUGAAACAUCUGGAGAGCUAUUUACAACAAACAUACUGGACAGGGAGACAGUGGCCAUUUACAAUUUGGAAGUGACUGCGAGUGAUAAGCAUCCCAUUCAGCCUCUGUCCAGCUCUGUGCUUGUUACUGUACUUAUUGGAGAUAUUAAUGACCACUGGCCCCAGUUUAUGAAUGGGCCUUAUGUGGCCUAUGUGCCAAUCGAGUUAGCUCCAGGCUCUGUUGUUUGUGCAGUGAGAGCAUUAGAUGACGACACUGAGAUCAAUGCAGAACUACAUUAUUCGUUACAGGGAGAAAGCUCUGAUAUGUUUUCAAUCGAUCCUUACAGUGGCACUGUUUUCACUUCAGCAGCUCUACAGUCAGUGGAUGAUGUUAUUGUCACUGUGCGUGUGGAAGAUUCUGGGGAAGAUCCCAAAUUUGACACCACAACUAUUAGUGUCAGGUUUCAGAACACCGCUGAUUUCCCAAAGAUGAACGUGGAUGUUCUGAGUUAUUCCCUCACAGAGGAUGAGCGAGUGGAAACACUGGUGGCUGUGGUAUCUGCCCUGAGUAUUAGAGCUGAACCUGUCACUUUUUAUCUCGCUUCUGGAAACUUUGAAAACAUGUUUCACAUCGAUCAUUCAAGUGGAGCCCUGAUAGUAGAGAGACCAUUGGAUUUUGAGAGCAAAAAAGAGUUUCCUUUGUUGAUAGAAGCCAGAGACUCAGGCCUGCCUCCUUUCUCCUCUUUUUCUGAAAUUCACAUAUACAUCACUGAUGCAAAUGAUAAUUUCCCACAGUUUACUCAAGCUGAGUACAGGUGUGAGGUUUUUGAGAACUCCCCGCCUACCGUGGUUUGUGAUGUACUUGCAAUUGAUGCAGAUUCUGGCUAUUAUGGCACAGUGCAAUACAACAUAACAGACGGAAACCACGGUAACUUCUUCACAAUUGACCCUGAAAAUGGUUACUUGAGUACCACUGUAAGUUUAGACAGAGAACAUAUUCCUGAAUUUAAUUUAACAGUUGAAGCAGAAGAACUAGAAAACAUGCUUCACAAAGACAAAGCAACUGUUAUCAUCACUGUUUUAGACAGAAAUGAUAAUGCCCCUCUAUUUUCUCAGAUUUUUCUCACAGAGGUGUCUGAAGAUACCCCUGUUGGACAGACAAUUAUAAAAGUCACCUCUACAGAUGAUGACACUGAUGCCAAUGCAGUGAUUAAUUACUUGAUAGUUGAGCAAAGUGAUGACAUGCUUUUUAAUAUUGAUUUCACCACUGGCUACAUCACCGUUGAAGGAGUUUUGGACAGGGAAAUGCAGGAUCAUUAUAUCUUUAAAGUAAGUGCAAAUGAUUCAGCAUGGAGUAUAAGCACAGAUGUGACUAUAGUCAUUUUAGACGUCAAUGAUAACAGACCAGUAUUUUCUGAACAUUUCUAUAACAUUAUCCUCCCUGAAACAAAAGAUGAAGAGGCAUUUGUUUUGCAGAUUCUUGCUACAGAUGCAGACAUUGGGAAAAACAGUGAGAUUUUCUAUGUUAUCGACCCUCCACAUGAGGAGUUUUGGCUGAACACUACCACUGGUGAAAUCUAUACAAAGCAGCCCAUGAUGUUACGUGACUGUAAUUUUGAAAUCUAUCAAUUUAUGGUUACUGCUUUUGACCGUGGCAGUAUCCCCCUACAUAGUAAUGUCACUAUCAGAGUAAGAUUGGAACACUACAACAACCACCCUCCUAUGUUUUUCCCUUUACAACCCUUGAUGGCUAUUCCUUAUCACCUGGCUGUGGGAAGUGAGGUGGUCCAGUUUACAGCAGUAGAUCUGGAUGUCAAUGGCAAUAGUAGCAUUAAGUAUUUUUUGAAUGGAGGAAAUGCAUCUGAUUUCUUUUGGAUUCAAGGUGACACUGGAAAACUAAUUUUAAAUCAGACUUUAGGAGAGAAUGAAAAUCAGAUCCUCACUUUAAUAGCUGUGGCUGAAGAUGAGGGCACCCCCCCUUUAACAUCCCAAGCUGAAAUCACUUUCCAAAUUACUGGGAGGAAUCAAUUUACUCCGAGCUUUAGCGAAUCUUAUGUUACUUUCUCUGUCCCUGAGGACCUGCCUGUAGGAUCAGUAAUAGGAAAUAUUCAAGCAGAAGAUGGGGAUUAUGGUCCCAAUGGGGAGAUCACAUACAACAUUACCCCAGAAAAUCAAUUUUUACCACUAUCUGUGGGAGAAUUUUCAGGACUGAUAACACUGAUCAGAGAGCUUGACUUUGAAGAACAAAGUAUUUAUCAUUUCCAAAUUAAAGCUAAAGAUGAGGGCUGGUUCUCUAAAACUGGCACAUUAAAUGUCACGGUGUUAGUCAUGGAUGUGAACGACAAUCCCCCAGUCUUUUCAUCCUCAGAGUACAUAACAUCAGUUCGUGAAAACUCAGCUGUUGGAACGAAUGUUCUCGAUGUAACAGCCACAGAUAUUGACUCAGGUGCAAAUGCACAAAUAUUCUACUCUCUCAUUGGUGGCCAUAUAGAUAAAUUUGCAGUUGAUUCAGGAAAUGGCACCAUCACCACUUUGGCCAUGUUUGAUUAUGAGCAAGAGCAGAUGUUUGAUUUAACAAUCAAAGGUUCCAAUACUGGAGGACAUGCUUUAUUUAGUUUAGCACAUGUUGUCAUCCAAAUCUCAGAUGUUAAUGAGUUCACGCCUAGAUUCAUCAAAAAAGAAUUUAACUUCUCAGUACUUAAAAACGUGCCUAUUGGAACUGUUGUUGGAAAAGUGAUGGCUACAGAUGGUGACCGAGGCACUGAAGGUCAAGUGUUUUACUUUUUGUUUGCCAGGAAAAAAAAAAAGAGCUUUGAAAUUCACGAACGUUCUGGAGACGUAUAUACGACCAAUAGUUUGAGGAAACAAGGCAACAGCCAUGUAGUUUUGAAAGUUCUGGCCAAGAACUCUGGUGUUAUUACUGGCACAGAUAUAGAUGAGACUUUUGUCCACAUCAGUGUGAUUGACACAAAUGAAGCUCCCAUGUUCACAUCUCCCCGCUAUAUGGCGAAUGUUACAGAAGACACCCCAAUUGGGACAUCUGUUGCAACUGUGAGUGCUGUGGACGAGGACUCCAUUGUUAACUGGAAUCAUUUCUUCUUCACCAUUGAGCAUGGAAACACCAAUUUCUCCUUCUCUAUUGAUCCAUCUAAUGGUAUCAUUUCUGUGAAUUCUCCACUGGACAGAGAAGUCUGGCCAGUCUAUAAUCUUACUGUUAUAGCCACAGAUAAUGGCUCUCCACCAGCCACUGGGACUACUAAUGUCAUUGUGACUAUUGGUGAUAUUAAUGACAAUGCCCCCAAACUCACAUCAACUGAAGCUCAUGUGAGAGAAAAUCAACCUGAAGGCACCAUAGUCACUAAAUUAACUGCAUUUGACUCUGAUUUACCACCCAACCAAGGCCCUUUUAUGUACUGGUUAUUAGACUCCUCGGUGGCCAGUGCUUUUUCUCUCACUCCUGAUGGAGUUCUGCUCACCACCCGCCCAAUUGAUCGGGAACAAAUCUCUGCAUAUCAAGUGCUUGUGGCUGUCAGGGAUUCAGGAUUUCCCUUGCCACUAUCAUCAACAUCAACCUUCCACAUCCGGGUUGUGGAUGAAAACGACAACCCUUCAAUGGCAAGAAAUAUCUUUAUUGAGGUGAAAUAUUUUGGUAGUUCUUUCCAAGGUGGCAUGAUUGGUAAUGUCCAUCCUGAGGAUCAGGAUGAGUCUGACAGAUUCAACUGCACCAUCAAAAGUGGGCCAACUCACAUGUUCACAAUCCUUAAUGGCACAUGUGAGCUGUGGUCUUUUCCCUUUCAAGGCGAAGCUACGUUUAACAUCUCCAUUGAAGCUACAGACCAGCUGCACUUUCCCGUAAACAACAGCGUCUACGUUAACUACAAAGGUUUUACAAAUGCUUCUAUAGACAAUUGUAUAUUAUUCUCUUUGUCAUCAUCUUCAGUAGAGCAGUUUUUGUCUAAUAACUAUUUGAGGUUCGUAAAAGCUCUGGACAGUCUGUUUAACCUACAAGCCUCUAAGACUCAUGUAUUUGGAAUCAAACAUAUUGGGUGGGAAAUCCUUCUGUUGGCUGCAGUCAAAAAUUACAACGGUCAGUACCUUAGCAGAGAGGUGGCGAGUGGUAUAUCAUCUGGACACAAGAAAUUACUGGAGGCUCAGAGCAAUGUGACAAUUUCUCACAUCACCAGUGAUCCAUGUCUGAGCAGCCCUUGUCAAAAUGGAGCAUCAUGCCACAAAAAUAUUUACAUCAGCCAGGAGGUUGCUGUCCUUGAAAGUGUAGCGGUCAUCUUUGUUGCACCAAAGAAAGAGAUUUUUAACUGUACUUGUCCAUCCGGAUUUACUGGUUCACUGUGUGAAGAAGAAAUUGAUGAAUGUGAGCUAAAUCCCUGUGAGAAUAAAGGCACAUGUGUGAAUACAGUGGGAAGUUUCUUCUGUCACUGUCAGGUUGGCUUCUCUGGUUCCCACUGCGCUGCUGAUGUCAAUGGAUGCCUGAAGGUGAAGUGCCAAAAUGGUGGGACUUGUAUCCCCUCCGAGGAUGGAUAUCAGUGCCACUGUGUGCCUGGAUUUGGAGGAGAAACCUGUGAUGAGUUCAUAGACUACUGCAAAUCAUCACCCUGUGUUCAUGGUAUCUGCAUUAAUUCACAAACAGGAUUCUCUUGUAAUUGUCACUUUGGAGUCAGUGGAGUCCGGUGUGAGGAUCACAGUUAUGGCUUUGAGGAGCUGUCCUUCAUGGAGUUUCCACCACUGGAUCGUAGGACUAAUUUAAUCUCUUUGGAGUUUGCCACAAUGCAGAGGGACUCCCUCCUCCUCUACAAUCCAGGAGGUUCAAACAGCAGAGAGUUCUUUGCACUGGAGAUACUGGAUGGAGCAGUACAUCUCUCUUAUGAUCUGGGUUCAGGACCUGUGAGGUUGCAAACAUACAAGCAAGUUGCAGAUGGAUAUUUUCACAGUGUUAUUGCCAGGAGGAUUGGCAGUAUGGGUUCACUGCAUGUGGACAACUGCACGGAUGACGAAAACAAUAGAUUCUGUUUUUCAACGAAUGAUGGAAGUAUUUCAGAAAGGACACUUGAUGUUGGCAACAGUAAUAUGACCUUUGGAGGAUUAAGAACUACUGAAGCUAUUUUAGUGCAUCCUUCUCAGAUAAGAGCCCAUGACUUUGUUGGAUGUAUCCGAAACUUUCAUGUUAAUGGCAUCCUCCUGAGACCCUCAAUGGCUCUAGCGGCAUAUAACAUCUUUGACAGGCAGGCUUAUUAA
Messenger RNA from Maylandia zebra (zebra mbuna), 6567 nucleotides. RefSeq names its product protocadherin Fat 4. Gene Ontology annotation, molecular function: calcium ion binding. The record is from RefSeq and is a predicted model, not a curated record. Gene Ontology annotation, cellular component: plasma membrane. Lineage: Eukaryota; Metazoa; Chordata; Actinopteri; Cichliformes; Cichlidae. Gene Ontology annotation, biological process: homophilic cell-cell adhesion.